Messenger RNA from Blepharisma stoltei, 5211 nucleotides. Lineage: Eukaryota; Ciliophora; Heterotrichea; Heterotrichida; Blepharismidae. The record is from the annotation of a GenBank genome assembly.
AUGGAAGAAAGGGCAAAAGUUCUUGAUCUUCUUCACAAAACCCUUGUCAAAGAUAUGCACUACCCUUUUUUUACAAUCAAGAGCCAUCAGAUACAAAUAUUUGAUUCUCCAGUUGAUUUUUAUUUAGCACUCUGCAAAGGAAUAAGGGUUUCUUACAAAAGAAUCAUUCUUUCUUCACUCUAUAUUGGUGACGGGCCGCUAGAAAGGUUUCUGCUUGAUCAAUUGUUCAAUAGACUUGAAGUUCAUAAAUCACUUCGAUGCAAUAUCUUGGUAGACUAUAACCGCGGUCAUAGAGGAAAAUACUUUUCAUCAUAUGCCUUAUUGAAGUCCUUGAAGGCAAAUUUUAAUCCAAAUCCUAAUGUAAGGGUGGGCUUUUAUAAGCCUCCAGUUACAAACAUAUUUCCUGGGGCUUUAUAUGGGGCGAGAGAACUUCAGGGAGUCCAGCACACAAAAGUCGCAGUUUUUGAUGACACAGUUUUUUUGACCGGAGCUAAUAUGAGCGAAAAUUAUUUCACUGGCUCCCCCCCCCUUUAAAUUGGAACAAAAUAUAGGCAAAAUUUCCACUUUUUUGGUAAAUUAACCCCCCUUUAAAUUGGAACAAAAUUUAAUUUUAUAAUAAAAAAUUAUAUAUAAUUUUUAUCUAAAAAGUUUUGAUAUAAUUUAAAUGUUUCUUCUUAACUAAAAUUAAAAAUUUAGUUCUUGUUUAAAGAAAAGAGUAUAAAGAGCAUUUUUAUAGCCCACCUACUCUAAUAGAUUGGGCCUCAAUCCUGGACGGCCAUAAGCCUAAGAAACCCUUCGAUAAAUUGGGACGAUUCCCCUAUGACUGGGGAGGGGUUGGGUUGAAAUAUAGGCUGACGCCAAAAAGGGGAUAGGGCAAAUGGCAAAGUCAGGGAGGAAAUAGCCAAUAUGUGAGAGAAGUGUACAAAGGCUCCCUUUAUCGUGGUUCCCAACUGCUUGAGAGAGAGAAAUCUGAAUGAGUCUUACCUCUUGAGUCUCUGAAUUUUGUUGUGUUCGAUCCAUUUUUAUUUAAUCUACCGAGCCAAAUCAAUCUGACAAACCAAAUAAAAAGUGAAAAUGGAAGUGGAUGAACCUCAAAACACACAAAAAUAUAACUGUGCAUCAAACAGACUUAAUGGCUCCUUUUAACUUUGAUAAGUUUCUUUACGUUAAGACCUGCACUAUAAAUUCAAAAGAGUAUAACAAUCCUCCUGCUCAAAGCUCAUCUGAAAUUUGGGAGCCAAGCUCAAUGCAAAGUGAAAAUGUUAGCAGUCCUGAAUUUCUUCAUCAAAUAAAAAGAAAGAUUGAGUCCCUAAUCGAUUUUGAUUACGCUGACCAUGCAGAUAGAGUCCUGAGCCAUGAAAGAGCCUAUCAAAAUAAUUUGGCUAUGAAUGUCGAUGAAGUUGCUAUUAAAAAAUCAAAAAGCACAAAGGAAAAUUUUAAAAUCAAGCUUUAAAUGAGAAUCAUUGAAUUCUACGAUUCUCAUCCAGAUGCCAAAUAUGUCGAUAUUGGGAAAAUAUUUGGGGUGUCCCCAUGCACAGUAAAAAGAAUAAUCACAAAGCAUAGAGAAGGAAACCCUAUUGAAGACAGAAGAAGCAAUAGGCCUCUGAGGCUAAGCAACACAGCAUCGCAGGCUUUGACAGAGGCUUGCUUAAAUGGUAAUCCAACCAUUUCAAUACCUGAGAGAGUUAAAAAGCUGAAUAGACAAUUACUAGAUGAAAAAGUGACUUGCAAUCAAGCGUAUAAAUGCAUGAAGAAGCUUGGCUAUACAUUCAAAAAAUGCUGGGAGCAUAUAAUGAGUGCCAUUAGACUUAUAGAUUUAGGCGAUUAAUUAAUAGGGCGAAUUUUUUUUAUAAAAUGGCAAAAUCUAAUCUCAGCCUCCCUCAUUUCAAUUAGGUUCAAACACUUUGCAUAUUGCAGCCACCUGAGAGUGAUGUGCAAAAACAGUGCUUGCUCCGCUCCAGCACUUCUAGCAAUUUUUCUCAGUACGAUUUUUCCAAUAAACUAGGGCAUUUUUUUUCAAGGUUUUUGAUUUCCCCCAGAACUUGCAGCAGUGUGAUUAAACUGAGCACUUCACAUAUUGUAGGUACUUGAGAGUGAUGUGCAAAAACAGCGUUUUGUUUUGCUCUAGCACUUCCAGCAAUUUCUCUCAGCACGAUUUUUUCCGAAAAAAUAGGGCAUCUUUACUAAGGUUUUUUACUUCCCCGAGAACUUACAGCAGGGUGAUUAAACUAAGCACUUCACAUAUUGUAGGCACUUGAGAGUGACGUGUAAAAAUAGUGCUUGUUCCGUUUCAUCACUUCUAGCAAUUUUUCUCAGUAUGAUUUUCCGAAAAAAAGGGCAUUUUUACUAAGGUUUUUGACUUCCCCCAGAACUUGCAGCAGUGUGAUUAAACUGAGCACUUCACAUAUUGUAGGUACUUGAGAGUGAUGUGCAAAAACAGCGUUUGUUUUGCUCUAACACUACCAGCAAUUUUUCUCAGCACGAUUUUUCCGAAAAAAGGGCAUUUUUGCCAAGUUUUUGACUUUUCCCAGAACUUGCAGCAGUGUGAUUAAACUGAGCACUUCACAUAUUGUAGAAACUUGAGAGUGAUGUGCAAAAACAGCGUCUGUUUUACUCUAGCCCUUCUAGCAAUUUUUCUCAGCACGAUUUUUCCGAAAAAAAUAGGUAUCAAUAUAUACAUUUUAAUAAAAUUGAAAAUAAAAUUUUGUCUUGUGUGCAGGAGCAAUAAUUCCCAGUGACAAAAAUUGCCCAAAGUGCUGAUGGACAAUCGAAAUAAGAAAUAAUCAUUUCUCAUUAUAUUUGUGUGUGUUUGAGGUUCAUCCACUUCCAUUUUCACUUUUUAUUUGGUUUGUCAGAUUGAUUUGGCUCGGUAGAUUAAAUAAAAAUGGAUCGAACACAACAAAAUUCAGAGACUCAAGAGGUAAGACUCAUUCAGAUUUCUCUCUCUCAAGCAGUUGGGAACCACGAUAAAGGGAGCCUUUGUACACUUCUCUCACAUAUUGGCUAUUUCCUCCCUGACUUUGCCAUUUGCCUAUCCCCUUUUUGGCGUCAGCCUAUAUUUCAACCCAACCCCUCCCCAUCAUAGGGAAUCGUCCCAUCAAUUUAUCGAAGGGUUUCUUAGGCUUAUGGCCGUCCAGGAUUGAGGCCCAAUCUAUUAGAGUAGGUGGGCUAUAUUUAAAUAAAUUUAUUAUCCUUAAUUGCUAAAUUUUAAAAAAACAAUUAAUUUUUUUUUUAAAAAAUUUUUCAUUAUUUUUUUUGAUAAAAAUGAUAUUUUUUAUUUGGAUAGUUUUGAUAUAAAUUCAUAAGGAAUUCUUUAUAAAAUUUCAAAAUUUACUUAUUUUAAAGAAUAGAGUAUAAAUAACACCUUAUUUAAACAAAAUGAUGAUAAAUUUUUCUAAUAAUUUUUUUUUUUAACUUUUUUUAUCAAUAAAAAUAAUAAUUUUUGUGCAAAUAAUUUUGAUGCCAAUUAAUAGUGGCGUAUUAACUAAUAAUGAAAAUUUAGUUAUAUCUUGCUUUGUUUUAAAGGAUAAAGAGUAAAUAGCAUUUUAUUAAACAAAUUUAUUAAUCUAACUCGAUAAGUUUUUGAAUUUUUUUUUAAUAAAAAAUUUUAUAUUGAUAUUUUUUUUUUAAAAAAAAGAAUUAACCCCCCUUUAAAUUGGAACAAAAUUUUUAGUUCCAAUUUAAAGGGGGGGGAGUGAGAGACAAGAUAGGUAUUUCUUAUUCAAAGAUCAUACAAAGUUUGCUGACUUCUGCGAUGAUACAGUAAAUUCUCUAAUUGACUGCAGCUACCAAAUGGAUGAUGACGCAAGAUUAGUUAUCCCAAAUAAUCAGCCGAUCAUAAGAGGUAAUCUUGACAAAAGUAGCAGAAGCGAUUUCAAAGAAAUGAUCCGAAAUCGCAUUAAAAUGACCAAAUUCUUGCAUAACAAAGAAGAGCAUGAGAAACAUCAGUUCAAAUCUCCAAGAGAUUCAGCUAUGGAAGAGAAAAAUGAAGAAAAAGAACUAGCAGAGCUUGUAAACAAAGAAAAAGAUUGAUCUUCAAGAUUUAAGAAAAUUUUGACGCCCGAAGAUGUAUUCAACGAAUUAAAAGACAUGCCGCACAGUUUAAAUGUCAUCACUGGAGAUGGAGGAUGAAACAGCAGCCAACUUACAGUCACAGGCGAAGAUGUUAUUAUUUUCCCAUCUAUCCAGCUCCCUCAGGCAGGAGUUAAUGAUGACCGUUUAUUAAUCGAAGCCUUACUGCCAUGCUUUUCUGAGCUCUUACUUACUUAAUUAAUUAAUUUAACUCGACCUCUAGUUGGGCCCCUAGAUGCACAAUGCCACGAGGGCAUAUUUUUUCUCCGUCUUGUCGCUACUCGCGUACUCGAGUCGGGCCUCGCUGUACGGCUCGCUCCUUCUAAUCCCCGUGAAGCCAUUUGGGAAUCCAGAAGUACGGGAAAACACUAGCGGCUUGGCGCGUUGCUCGCUCUGUCCGACUUUCCUCCAGCGCCUGUUCGGCCUAAGGGUCCUGCCUUUCAUAUCAGCAGGGGAAAGAGGUAAAACACGCUGUAUAAGGCUGGCGAGAUAAAAGAUCCUCGCCAUUUUACACCACCUUGUACAGAAGUCCACGUGUAAAAACCUAACCCUAUAAUAAUAAAAGCGGGUGAGAAGGAGAGGGAAUUCACGGAGUGAAUUACCCUAUCCGCCGAAGCCAUUUUAUUAUUAUGCUUUUCUGAGCUCAAGAUUGCUUCUGGCUAUAUGGGAUUUCCUAAUUCUUUCACUCCUCUCUUAAAGCAAGUUAAAGCUUUAGAAUUGCUCUGUGCGUCUCCUUUAGCAAAUGGCUUUUUAGGCGAUGGAGUUAAGAAUUGGAUUCCUUUCAUGUACAGAUGCCUGGAAAAGGAAAUCUUUGGCAAGCUUACUAAUGCAAGCUUGUUUGAAUAUCAGAGAGAAGGGUGAACUUUUCAUGGAAAGGGCAUUUGAGCAAGCGAUAAAUCAGGAACUUAUUUAACAGCUUUAGGAAGUUCUAAUUUCAGCAGAAGAUCUUACCUUAGAGAUGCUGAAUUUAUGGUCUAUUUGUGAACUGAUUGCCCUGCUUUUAAAAAAACAUUAAUGAUUGAGCAACAAAAAUUAUGAACUCAUAGCUACCGAGUUGGCAGAGAGACUUUUGAACAAAAACAAUUUAAAAUAGGAUUAGGAACUAAGGUAUUGACCAAGCUAUUGAGGUCAUUUCUAUAG